GGUGCAUUGUGUUCGAGGCAGUCUACAAAUUAACAGUUUGGUCGCUGGGUCGAGUAUGGACAUCAAAAAAGUGCUUGUUGCUGACGCCGUCGAUUCGGCCUGCACUGAUCUGCUUAAGAAGCACGGAAUCCAGGUGGAUUGCAAGUAUAAACUGCCUAAGGAUCAGCUUAUCAAGGAGAUACCGAGCUACGAUGGCCUUAUCGUAAGAUCUGAUACUAAAGUAUCUGCUGAUGUAAUUGCUGCAGCUACCAAUCUUAAAGUUAUUGGCAGAGCUGGUGCUGGUGUCGACACCAUCGAUGUUGCAGCUGCCACAAACAAAAAUGUAUUGGUUCUCAAUACACCUGGAGGUAACUCCAUCAGUGCUUGUGAACUUACCUGCGCACUCAUUACGAAUCUGGCAAGAAACGUUGCAGCUGCAGCUGACAGUUUAAAAGCUGGCAGAUGGGACAGGAAAUUGUAUUCUGGGCAUGAGCUGUACGGCAAAACAUUAGCUAUUAUUGGACUGGGAAGAAUUGGAAAGGAAGUCGCCAUUAGAAUGCAAUCUUGGGGAAUGAGAACUAUUGGAUUUGAUCCAAUCGUGAGUGCUGAGGAGGCAAGACAAUUCAACGUGGAAUCUCUGAGUUUGGAACAAAUCUGGCCCCAAGCUGAUUACAUCACAGUCCACACACCUUUAAUCCCUCAAACAAGAAACUUGAUAAACUCAAAAGUAUUUAAUGUGUGCAAAAAAGGAGUUCGCAUUGUGAACGUGGCUCGUGGAGGCAUAAUCAGCGAGGCAGAUUUGUUGGAAGCCCUUAAAUCGGGACAAUGCGGCGGCGCAGCUUUGGACGUGUUCGAACAAGAACCGCCCACCGAUGCCGUGACUUUGGAGCUCAUCAAACAUCCGAAAGUUGUGGCCACGCCCCAUCUAGGAGCCAGCACCACCGAGGCCCAAAUUAGAGUGGCUGUUGAGAUUUCUGAGCAGUUCAUUGCUUUAACUGGCAAGAGUAAGGAGUACACCACUACUCCUGGAGUGGUCAAUAGGACUGUGUUGGAGAAUUUGAAGAAAAAUUAAAGACUGGCCUGUAUUUGAAUUGAAGUUUUCUCAAUAAAAUAUUUUUGUAA
Aethina tumida (small hive beetle) is the source of this 1101-nucleotide messenger RNA. Its product is annotated as D-3-phosphoglycerate dehydrogenase. The record is from RefSeq and is a predicted model, not a curated record. NCBI's taxonomy places the organism in Eukaryota, Metazoa, Arthropoda, Insecta, Coleoptera, Nitidulidae. The transcript has 5 exons. The coding region runs from base 56 to 1051 and encodes 331 amino acids. Gene Ontology annotation, molecular function: phosphoglycerate dehydrogenase activity; NAD binding.